Messenger RNA from Nerophis lumbriciformis (worm pipefish), 921 nucleotides. The record is from RefSeq and is a predicted model, not a curated record. Lineage: Eukaryota; Metazoa; Chordata; Actinopteri; Syngnathiformes; Syngnathidae.
GGUGUAGCCAUGACCGCUACGUGCCCGGGCCUGUACUGCGGCAGAAUAAUGUUGAAUGGAUCAGUUGAAAGAGACUGUGGUGUUUGCCCUCGUGGAGAACGGGCUAAUAUCCAGAAAGUGUGCGAGCGUUGCACUGAGUCCCCUGAACUGUAUGAUUGGCUCUAUCUUGGCUUCAUGGCCAUGCUACCUCUUGUGCUUCACUGGUUCUUCAUUGAGUGGUAUUCUGGAAAGAAAAGUUCCAGUGCUUUGCUGCAGCACAUCACAGCCUUGUUGGAGUGCAGUGUCUCUGCCGUGGUUACGCUGUUGGUCAUGGAGCCAAUAGGGAAGCUUAGUAUCAACUCCUGUCGAGUCCAAAUGCUCUCAGAUUGGUACACCAUGCUGUAUAAUCCUAGUCCGGACUACAUCAACACUUUGCACUGCACUCAGGAAGCAGUCUAUCCACUGUACACCAUUGUAUUAAUCUAUUAUGCCUUCUGCUUGGUGCUGAUGAUGCUGCUACGCCCUCUGCUGGUUAAAAAGAUAGCAUGCGGUCUGGGCAAGUCUGAUCGAUUUAAGAGCAUCUAUGCCGCUCUUUACUUCUUCCCUAUCCUCACUGUACUUCAGGCUGUCGGGGGAGGAUUACUCUAUUAUGCGUUUCCCUUUAUAAUACUUGUCCUAUCUUUGGUUACUCUGGCCGUGUACAUGUCUGCCUCCGAGAUACAGACCUUCAAAAACCUGGUUGCCAAGAAGAAGCGCCUGGUAGUCCUGUUCAGUCACUGGUUACUCCAUGCGUAUGGCAUCAUCUCCAUCUCACGCCUCGACAAGCUGGAGCAGGACCUUCCGCUGUUGGCUCUCGUUCCCGGUCCCGCCUUGUUCUACAUUGCUACAGCUAAGUUCACAGAGCCGAGCCGCAUCCUAUCAGAAGGCAGCAAUGGACAUUGA